UCGAGCAUGUGUAGAAGGGAGCAGCACUCGACUUAGUUCGAUACCGGACGCCGUGGCGUUCGGGCCGUCCCUGAACGCUCGUGACUAUCCUCUUGGACUUGGUCCUCGCUCCUCUUCUACGGCACGCGUGUCUUUGCUCGUCUCGCGUUCCUUCGAGUCUCAAAGAUACGCGAUCACGCACGGGAACCUAACUCUGUACACGGUUGUUCGCGAUAUGCGUAUUUUUAAAUUAUCUUCGACGUCGCGCAUCCCCUUCUGGUAUAUACGCAAGCAAAAGAAGAGGGAACAAUUCUUCCGCUGCCGUUCUUCCUCGCGAAAAGCUAAACGCUCAAUCUGAAGUGGAGAUACCCAUCCCGCCAUGGAGCGAGGAUACUGGGAGAAAUCGAGCACAGAGACAAAUAGAUACGGGUCAAUAGGCUAGCCAAAGCUGUGGAGGCAAGCGAGCUAGGGACCGAGCGGAAGACAGGGUUGGAGGCCCAUGGCCGGGAACUCUUUCAGUCGCCGGCUUUGGUCGUGGAUCUCGAUCGUGAUCCUGCUUGGAUGCGUACAUUUGUCCAGUACUCAGCAAGCACCGUGCAUUUCCUACUCGUCGAACGUAAGCGAAGUCGGCUACGAUCAACCAGAAACGGAAGUAACGAUUUUCCUAAGAGAACACUGCGACCAUGAAACCAGUGCCACGGAUAUACAAGACUUCUUGGAUCGAUCGAACUUCGACCUACAGAUCACCGUGAUACCCACGUCUCUGUCCUGCGAAACCAAGACCCGAGGCCUCGAUACUCUGUUGCGCGUACUCGGGCAGAGAAAAACCAGAGCCCUGGUAGCUGUCCUCGACUCCCCUAUGUGCGAAGUUACCUCUAAACUCGCGCAACUCUGGAACGUACCGCUAUUUACGUGGACGUGCCCUUUGAAAGACACAGAGGAAAGAGAAUUUUCCUCGAUCGUCAGAUUAUCACCGUCGCUGCCAACGAUAGCAAAAGCUCUGACAGCGAUGUUGAUGCGGCUACAAUGGAAGGCUGUAUCCCUGAUAGGAACGGAUCGUGAACCGUGGCUGAGCCUCGAGAGAGCCUUGUCGAACGCCCUCAGGAGCGUCGGAGCUAUAUUACGAUUUCGAGUGAUAUUACCAUACCGUGCAUCCCUCGAAGAAGUUCGAAGAAUUCUUCGUCCCACUUACAAUGUUUCUCGCAGAGUUACGGUACUAUGCCUACCAACUUCGAAUGGAAACGACGACGAAGACGACGACGACGACGACGACGACAACGUUUUAACGUCUCGUGUCCUCGGCGAGUUGGACAACGCGCAGUCCUCGAGUCCAGCGUGGAACUCUAUGAUCCUGAUCGUUCAUACGAAAGACGAUGGCCUCUUCCUGCCCAGAACGAACUCCUCGUUUUCUCAUCUAGAUCUCUCGCUAACGAGUUUUGCGACCACCAAUUUUUCCUCGUCGAACGUGUCCGACGAAACUUAUUCGCCUGUGACUAUCAGCAAUUACGAGGGGCAAACGGUGGAAAAACAGGAAGGACGAAAGUUACGACACCGACGGAGCGAACAAAGGGGGAAAAAUCGGUAUUCUCCGCCGACGAGUCUCAGUGUCGACUUCCUGGAGAAACUGCUGAUCGUAACUCCACUCGACCAUAGAUACGACGUAGAGAAAAUAUACAAUGGCACGGAACGACACUCGUUGCCGACAGUGUUCGAUCAUUUGAACGAAACCCUCAACGUCUUAACGUACGACAACUCGAGUAUAAACGCAUUCAACAACAAGAUAUACACGUACGUCUUAUUGGAUUGGCGUAUCAAUGCCUGGAAGCCCAUCAUGAUCGCCGCGGAACGACAAAGAAGAUUCUUCGUGCGGAAAUUAUCCACGAACGCUGUCGCGUUUCGCGAUUCGAAUAGCAUAGACGUUCCUAAAUGUAACGUGGACGUUGACGCUAACGAUGACAUCGAAUGCACGGGUAGAGACAGCCAAAAACCGAACUAUAUAGAGAAUUCUCCCAGCGAAACGGCGUUUCGUAUCGCACAUAUCGUGACCAUCGUUCUGGGAUCUCUGCUGCUGACCUUGUUCGCGAUAUUGAUCGCGAUCUUAAUUAGGAAAAAGCUGCUGAAGAAGAGAAUGUCCAAAGGUCCCUACAAGAUCAUUUUAACCACUUCAGACUUUGUAUUUCCUCAAGUGCCUCGAAUGGAUGCCAGAAGGGUAGACGAGGGUAUCGAGACGAUGUUGUGCUGUUGGUUGCAGCAACUGCAAGAGUUUGGAGGCCCCGAAGUAGAAAAACCAGAUCUGCUUCAACUAGGGAGCGUGUCAUCGUUGAGGCCCUAUCUACGAGCGAGCACGGGGAACUUGUCGCGUCAUAACUUAUUUAAAGACCCGCGCGCUAGAUAUAACGGUGACUUGGUGCAGCUGAAGGAGUUGCCGACCCAGGGCACGUUUGAGCUGAAAAACAAGGCCAUGGACGUGCUGGUCACGAUUCAUGGGCUGCGCCACGAGAAUUUGAAUCCCUUAAUCGGAUGUUUGAACGAACCCACGAGGCCGUGCCUAGUUUACGAAUACUGUUCGAGAGGAUCGCUGGAGGAUGUCCUGAUGCAGGACGAGAUCAAACUCGACUGGUCCUUCAGGCUAUCCUUACUUACCGAUCUCGUACGGGGUAUGAGGUAUCUUCACGGUACACCUGCGCGGGUACACGGUUAUCUCACUUCGAGGAACUGCGUCAUAGAUGCUCGCUGGGUCCUCAAAGUAACCGAUUAUGGACUACCUGCUUUUUACGAGGCGCAAAACAUCGUCUCACCUACGAAAACUGCUCGAGAUCUCUUGUGGACGGCACCAGAACUCUUGAGGCAUCCAAACAUGCGAAAGAAGGGCACUCAGGCGGGGGACGUUUACAGUUUUGGCAUUAUUAUGCAGGAAGUAGUGGUUCGUGGUGAACCAUUCUGCAUGCUUGCCUUGACGCCAGAGGACAUUAUCGAAAAAGUGAUGAAGCCGCCGCCAUUGAUUAGACCAUCGGUAAGCAAAGGCGCCGCGCCACCGGAAGCGAUAAACAUCAUGCGUCAAUGUUGGGCGGAAGCCGCCGACAUGAGGCCCGACUUCGACGACGUUCACGAUCUAUUCAAGAAACUCAAUCACGGAAGAAAAGUGAAUUUCGUGGACACGAUGUUCCAAAUGUUGGAGAAGUAUUCCAAUAACCUGGAAGAAUUGAUACGAGAGCGCACGGAGCAGUUGGACAUGGAGAAGAAGAAAACGGAACAACUCUUGAACCGAAUGUUACCCAGCUCGGUCGCUGAGAAAUUGAAGUUGGGAAUGCCCGUCGAUCCUGAGGAGUUUCGCGAAGUGACCAUCUACUUCUCAGACAUCGUUGGCUUCACGAGCAUUUCUGCUCAUUCGACACCGUUCCAAGUGGUCGAUCUUUUAAACGAUCUGUACACUUGUUUCGACGCCACCAUCAACGCGUACACCGUCUAUAAGGUGGAAACCAUAGGAGAUGCUUACAUGGUCGUGGGAGGCUGUCCAGUGAGAAUACCCGACCAUGCCUCUCAAAUCGCCACGAUGGCACUCGACUUGUUGCACCAAAGUGGUAAAUUCAAAUUGAGACACCUGCCAAGGACUCAGCUGAGACUUCGAAUCGGUCUUCACACCGGUCCAUGUUGCGCUGGCGUCGUUGGUUUAACGAUGCCAAGGUACUGUCUAUUUGGCGACACCGUUAACACCGCAUCGAGGAUGGAAUCGACGGGUGCUCCAUGGCGCAUACACUUGAGUCAAGCGACGAGGGAUCGGUUGUCUCAGGUUGGGGGAUAUCGAAUCGAGUACCGAGGCUCCACGGAAGUAAAGGGCAAAGGAAAGAUGCCUACCUACUGGUUACUGGGAAAACAAGGAUUCGACAAGGAACUGCCCAAGCCACCCCCGCUCGGAUUUUUAAUGCUUUUAUCUGUUGCCAUUCUGCCGCCAUCUUCAGGGAAAAACAAAGGAUGAACGAGAGUCUAAUCUUGGAGAAUUUGAGCACGGAAACCAUCGUGUCGCCGGAGGACGAGUCUUUGAGCAAGGAUAUGCCAGCCGAAGAGUCGACGGAUGAAAAAAGAUUGGACGAGAAUCCUAAA
Messenger RNA from Hylaeus anthracinus, 4080 nucleotides. Its product is annotated as retinal guanylyl cyclase 2. The record is from RefSeq and is a predicted model, not a curated record. The coding region runs from base 479 to 3955 and encodes 1158 amino acids. Gene Ontology annotation, molecular function: guanylate cyclase activity; peptide receptor activity; protein kinase activity. Gene Ontology annotation, biological process: cGMP biosynthetic process; intracellular signal transduction; protein phosphorylation. NCBI's taxonomy places the organism in Eukaryota, Metazoa, Arthropoda, Insecta, Hymenoptera, Colletidae. The transcript is spliced from 22 exons.